UCUGGGACGCGAGCCACCCACAGCAGCACCCACGGCAGCACCCAAAUGGCCUUGCAAGUUGGUCCGCCGCCCGCCCCGAGAGGCUUGAGCUAGGGCAAGAUCACCGGCUUGACAGCACACCCACACAUGGCGGGGGCUUCAAACACCAGACCUCCUGCCAUUCCUGACGGGGGCUCCUUCACCAUCUUGUACCAGUGCCGCGAGCCAAACUGCACCAUGGUAUACCCCACAUCACAGGGUGCCGACACUUGUGUGCAUCGGAAGGUUCAGCCACAGAUACAGAUGCUCAAAGACACGUCAACUCACGGAGGUGCAAGAAACCUAGACUUGUGGAACCCAGAGAGGACAGAGGCACUACUGAAGCUGGUGAAGGAGAAUUAUCACCGCUUUCAGAACAAGUCGACAAAGUAUAAUACAGUGUGGGAAGAAAUAUGCCAAAAAAUGCAGGCAGAGCAGAUGCCUGGAGUCACGAGGGAACAAGUGAAGGACAAAUUCAAGAACCUCAAAGUGCGGUACCUCAAAUACGUGGACAAGAGGAACGAGGGACGAAUCCUUCCUCCCCAGUGCUUUGACUCCCUUGACGCCAUCCUAGGGAACUGCACGUCCACCUUCCCUGGCCAGCGGAUGAGCACAGGCGGCAUCAAGAGCCCAGCCCAGCCAGAACCCUCCAGGACACAACCACUAGGAGGAAUGUCUAACCCAAACCAAACCCACUCGAAGCCAAUAAUCUCUCGAGUGCCAAAGAUUGAGGUUCCUGUUUCUGUCUCUCCUGUAAUGCCUACCCAUGAACCUAAUGAUGAGUUUCCUGAAGAUGUGAGUGACCUACUGCAGAUCAACAUGGCAGACGAGUCACCUAACAAGAGACGAAGGCUGGAGGGCCGACGGAGGGUGAGAACUGACUCGCACGGGAAGGUGAUGGAGAAGCAAGCCAGGGAGUAUGUGCAGGAGGUGAAGAGACACAAUACGGCCAUGGAACGGAUGAUGCGGGAGUUGGUGGACGCUCAGAAACAGAUAGCAGAGGAGUAUAAAAAACGUGGUCAUCUUCCUCCUCCUCCUCCUACACUAGCACCCACAAUUGGUGAACCUGACGACCAAGAUUUAGAUUCAAAUUCGAGUCCCACCACAAGCAGCUGACAGGUCUUAACCAUCGCUGUGUGACGGAACUCAACCCAACACAUGCUCUGUAACCCUUAGACGGCAGUGGAACUCUAUAUAGGUAAAGUAACUCUAUAUAAACGGCCCAAAAUUCAGAGCUUUGUAUGGCAGAAAUAUAACAACACCUCCUGAUUGUGGUAGAAUCUGUACAUAGACGAUAGUUAAAACAUCCAUUAUGUGGCGUGACUAUAUAUAUGCUGUGGUCCUAAGGUCAGCAGUGACUGUAUAUAGACCAUUCAUUUUGGGGGGAGCUACUUUUCAAAUACUGCUGCUGUCUAAGGGUUAAGGGGUUACGUCCUUCAUGGUUUAGUCUGUGGAGAAUAAGGAGAUCGCCAAGCCGUAUUUUCUGUUGAUUUUAUUGUAGAAAAAUAGUCUAUGUAUGUACAGUAAAAAAUAGUGAUGCCGAAUUUCGUGAGUCUGAAAAUCUCGAUAAUAAUCAAAAUUUGGAUGAUGGGAAAUUAAAAUACUAGAAUUCCAACAGUAUAGAGGAGGAGGAGGAAGAGAAUUUUGAAGGCAGGAAAUUCUAAUACUAAAAUUCCAACAGUACAGAGGAGGAGGAGGAGGAGGAAGAGGUAGAGGAGGAAGAGUAAGAGAAUUUUGAAGACGAGAAAUCGUAAUACUAAAAUUCCAACAGUACAGAGGAGGAGGAGGAUGAGGAGGAAGAGGUAGAGGAGGAAGAGUAAGAGAAUUUUGAAGACGAGAAAUCAUAAUACUAAAAUUCCAACAGUAAGGAGAAAGAGGAGCAGGAAAAGGCAGAGGAAGAAGAAGCAGUGGGUAUAUGGUUCAGUUAACAAAUACUUAUCACUUGCCCUUUUUACUAUUACAAUUAUGAAAAAACUUUAAGACACAUUACUUAGAUAGAUAGAUAGAUAGAUAGUUAACAAAUACUUAUCACUUGCCCUUUUUACUAUUACAAUUAUGAAAAAAAUUUAUGACGCUUACUUACCUUCCUCCUUACUCUCACUCAUGAAUCACAAACUGUCUUGGUGUUCUAUUUUAUCAAUGAGGCCAAGAAUAAGUUUUUUUGCCUUGUUAAAGUGACUGAAUCGUUAUCAGUUGAGUGUGUAGACGUGGUUGAGGCUCAAUCUUCAUACACGUCAUUAUCACUCUCAUGGUCAUUACUACAGUCUAUUAAGCCCAAGGGGAGAACACGUCAUGGAAGCAGCUCCUCCCCAUAAGUGACAGAGGAAGGGCACGGCUUCUCUAGUGCUGGUAAAUGGUGGGCAGUUGAUACGUUGGGGGUUGGGCGAAUUCUGGCUUCAGGUAAGAGGGUAGUGGACGGGGCUUCUUCUCCGACUCAUUCUCACCUUAGGCUAAAUAGAGUGCAAUCAUUCAGUUAGUCCCAGUAAUGGUCAUAGUGGUGACGAAUUCUGGCUUCAGGUAGUCAGGUAAGAGGGUAGUGGACGGGGCUUCUUCUCCGACUCAUUCUCACCUUAGGCCAAAUAGUGUGCAAUCAUUCAGUUAGUCCCAGUAGUAGUCAGAGUGGUGGUGGUGGUACAGGCGACCGCCUUAUUCACGGGUAUGUAGAUUAAGGAUCCCCACAGAAAGGGAAAACUUGGUUAAUUUAACACUGUCAUAAUGCAGUAACGUGAAAGUUGUAAAUCCCAAGCAAAGGUGUGUUAGCCAGAUUACAGCCUAUUCAGGCCUUACUGGAGGAUCAUCAGUGAUUAAAACUUUCAGCAGCAAUUCUAUGCAUUUACAAAAGGUACACAAACUGCCUGUACUAAUGUGUGAUACUACUACUUAAUAUGCAUGCACACAUAUGUGAUUCGGGAGUUAAAAAAAAUUGCGAAUCCAAAGUUGUAUGUUUGCUGCUAUUCAGAUUAAGGACUAAAUAUAACAUAAGAGUGUAGGGUAAAUAAUAUAAACCCGACUUAAGGGGAGCUGGACUGCCCAUACCUAGGAUGCUGAAGUGAUAAGGUACAAAUAUAUUAAUAAGGAACAAAUAUAUCAAAACUAAUUUUUCCUAGAAUGAUUAUAUAGUUUCAUUUCAACC
Messenger RNA from Eriocheir sinensis (Chinese mitten crab), 3151 nucleotides. RefSeq lists its product as uncharacterized. Lineage: Eukaryota; Metazoa; Arthropoda; Malacostraca; Decapoda; Varunidae. The transcript is spliced from 4 exons. The coding region runs from base 127 to 1134 and encodes 335 amino acids. The record is from RefSeq and is a predicted model, not a curated record.